Messenger RNA from Plasmopara halstedii, 744 nucleotides. RefSeq names its product Predicted endoplasmic reticulum membrane protein Lec35/MPDU1 involved in monosaccharide-P-dolichol utilization. NCBI's taxonomy places the organism in Eukaryota, Oomycota, Peronosporomycetes, Peronosporales, Peronosporaceae. The record is from RefSeq and is a predicted model, not a curated record. Bases 1 to 744 code for a protein of 247 amino acids. The transcript has 2 exons.
AUGAAAGAAGGCAAGGAUAAAUUGGUACUUGGUCUUUUCACGCCUCAGUGUUUUGAGGCUUUCGCCAUUCAUCAUGACUUCGUCAACGUAUCAUGUAUCAAGGCCGUGAUUAGCAAGGCAUUAAGCUAUGCAAUCAUUACAGGCAGUUUUAUCCUCAAGUUGCCACAGAUUAUAAAAAUCAUGAGUGCGAAAGACGUCACAGGUCUUACUCCUAGUGCUUUCUACAUGGAAGUGGUGCUUUAUCUAUCGAGUACCAUUUACAAUCUAUUACGUGGCUAUCCGUUGACGACUUGGGGCGAAAACCUCGUGAUCCUAGCGCAAAAUAUACUACUUGUGAUCUUACUCUGGACAUACUACACACCCAAGAUCCCCGUUUCCACACGUCUUGGACUCGUGGUAGUAUUCACUGUGAUGGCGCUAGGAAUGUACACAAUUCCAGAGGAUCAUCAGUGGCUAUUAGCUUCUGCAGGAAUUCCUGUGAGUGUUGUUGCUCGUAUCCCUCAGAUUUUGUCCAACUUUAAGCAGGGUCAUACGGGUCAAUUGGCGCUCAUCACACUAGUACUUAACUUGGCUGGCUCCAUUGCACGGCUGUUUACCACGAUGGAAGAAACAGGAGACCCAGUUAUGAUUGCAGGCUUUGGUGUCGGGAUCUUGCUCAAUGGAACGCUCGUAUUGCAAGUACUACUGUUCUGGGGUGCUACUGAAAAGGCGCUAACGCAAGCGAAGAAGAAGAAAGACCAUUGA